Molecule: messenger RNA, 714 nt
Organism: Nezara viridula (southern green stink bug)
Lineage: Eukaryota; Metazoa; Arthropoda; Insecta; Hemiptera; Pentatomidae
Source: the annotation of a GenBank genome assembly
AUGACCUCAAAGCAACUCAAGGAAGAAAUUUGUGAAGAACAAGAGGAGCGGAAAGGACUGCCCUCCCCGUUGGCGUUGCUUGCGGCUACGUGCAGCAAAAUAGGGGAAGAGCAAAGAAUUUCUGAGGAAAGUGAUUCCAGUGAGGGCAACGUGGCUACCCAAGCUGAGAGGGACCCGUUGUCCCUCAGUCCGCAAUCGCAGCAACCACAAGUAAUCACACUUCAGCAAUUCCAAAACCUUUUAACUUUACAACAAGUCAAUGGAAAUGAACAGAAAUAUGUUCAAGCGGCAGCUUCUCCUACAGUUUCGGUCCAAGGAGUUCCUGGACAGUACAUUCAGUCCGGAGGGGGAGGUGGAGGAGUUACUUACUCGGUCCUUCAGGGAUCACAAGGAGGGGGUAUGCAAGCGAUUACUGUUGAUGGACAGGAAGCUGUGUUUAUCCCCUCAAGUACGGGACUCGUUUCACCCCUUAGGGUUCUGCCUGCUGGAGUCUUACCGACUGGAGCACCUUUGACACCUACUACAUUAUUUCCUGUUCAAAAGGUUGGACCAUUUUAUGGAGGCAGCUUUGCAUACUUGGAUUCUGUCUGCUCCCAGAAGUCUGUAUCUGAGUGGCUCAAAUCGGUCACAUUCCGUUAUGAAGUGAAGGGUAGUUUCAGGUGCACUUCUGCAGCGAUCACAGAGCUCAUCAUCCACUAUCCGACAGAUCUUUAA